UUGCAUGUUUGAGAUAGCAGAAGAUCUAGUGACUUAGUAACCGGGAAUACAGGCAAAGUUUACCAACAAUUUCACAACAAUCCACGAUAAGACAAGGAAAAUAAAAGUAGCACUGAUAACUCUACACGAAGUGGGCCUGACCACUGCCAACAUGCGAGCAAUGGCAGCUAAUAACAGCUAUGUGAGACCAGCAGAUUUCAUUGAUCCUGGCCAGCCAUCCCGAUGCACCUGGCAUCUGGACACCAAGGAGCAGACGCCUCACACGCAACGUGGCAUUGCACAUCCUCAGAAGAUUACCCCUGAUAUCCUGCAAACCAUUGGCUGCACACCACUCGUCAGACUCAACAACAUACCCACCAAGGAGGGCAUUCAGUGUGAGAUGUUUGCCAAGUGUGAGUUCAUGAAUCCGGGUGGCUCAGUUAAGGAUCGCAUUGCCUAUCGCAUGAUACAGGAUGCGGAGGACAAAGGACUGCUGAAGCCAGGCUACACAAUAAUUGAGCCCACGUCGGGCAACACGGGCAUUGGCCUGGCCAUGGCCUGUGCCGUCAAGGGCUACAAGUGCAUCAUAGUCAUGCCCGAAAGGAUGUCCAACGAGCGAGUCUACAUACUACAUGCUCUGGGCGCGCAAGUUGUACGCACUCCCAACGAGGCGCCCUACGAUUCGGCGGAGGGUCUUCAUUACGUGGCCCAACGGCUGCAGCAUGAAACACCCAACUCGAUUGUUCUAGAUCAGUUUCGUAACGCUGGCAAUCCGCUGGCACAUUAUGAUGGCACAGCUGCCGAAAUACUCUGGCAGUUGGACAAUAAGGUGGACAUGGUGGUGCUUUGUACUGGCACAGUGGGCACCAUCACUGGCAUUGGCCGCAAAAUCAAGGAGCAGGCUCCCAAUUGUCGUGUAAUUGGCGUCGAUCCUUAUGGCUCCGUGCUGGCUCGUCCCAUGGAGAUCAACAAGACUGAUGUGCUGUCCUACGAGGUGGAGGGCAUUGGCUACAAGUUUCCACCAACCGUCUACGAUGGCACGGUUAUCGAUGAAUGGGUCAAAGUCUAUGAUCUUGACAUUUUUCCUAUGAGUCGUCGCCUCAUUGCCGAGGAGGGUUUGCUCUGCGGUGGUUCCAGUGGUGGCGCUAUGUUUGCAGCCUUGAAGUGUGCACGCUCCUUGAAGGCUGGCCAGCGUUGUGUGGUGAUCCUUGCAGAUGGCGUUCGAAACUACAUGUCCCGGUUUGUAUCAGACAACUGGAUGGAGGCACGUGGCUUCAAGCAACUCGACAAUCCUCAUCGACACUGGUGGUGGGAUGUCCCCAUAUCAAAAUUAAAGCUGUCCAGUCCUGUUGCCACGCUGCAGUCCAACACAACAAUGGGCCAGGCUAUUGAGAUAAUGCAACGGCAUGGCGUGGAUCAGCUGCCUAUGGUUGACCAAAAAACUGGAGCUGUUUUGGGCGUGGUGGGUCAAGAGACGCUCCUCAAUCAGCUGGUCAGCAUGAAUCGGCAACUGGAUGAGCCUGCUUUGAAGGCGAUUAACAAACGUGUCGUUCGCCUGCCAGAGAGUGACAUAGUUGGCAAGCUGGCACGUGUACUGGAAGUGGAUCCCAGUGUGCUGGUUGUCGGGCAGAACGAGAAGAUCUUGGCAGUUGUUACCAAAGCAGACAUUAUUGCCUAUAUAUCCAAUGACAACUCCGAUCCUUGAAAUUCUUGGUAGAGA
Molecule: messenger RNA, 1699 nt
Organism: Drosophila albomicans
Lineage: Eukaryota; Metazoa; Arthropoda; Insecta; Diptera; Drosophilidae
Product: cystathionine beta-synthase-like protein
Exons: 4
Coding region: 152-1684 (510 amino acids)
Cellular component (GO): cytoplasm
Molecular function (GO): cysteine synthase activity; cystathionine beta-synthase activity
Source: RefSeq, a predicted model, not a curated record